AUGCUCUUCAAUGCGCUGAUCCGAACACACCAUAUCACCUCUCGUAAGAAAGUCGCUGUUCUGAAAAAGGCCGCCGAUACAUACAACUGCUAUGUGCUCCUCCGGACAGGCGGCUGCCCAGGCGUAAUGUACGUCGAAAGCGGCCGCGAAGAGGACGUGAGCGCCUGGGUGAAUACUGUGCAGAGGUUAAGGUACAAGGACUAUCAGUUGGUGACGAGACCUGGUCCGCAGGCGGACGAGGGCUAUCCCAAGAGCAGCACCAUCUCGACUGAUCCUGGAUUGCGAGAGGUAGACUCCAUUAAGGAAUUCGGCUCUCUCAUGAAAGACCGAGGCGUGCUAGGCUGGUGGAGGAAGGGGAUGGGAUAUGCGCCGCGCUAG
Molecule: messenger RNA, 378 nt
Organism: Talaromyces rugulosus
Lineage: Eukaryota; Fungi; Ascomycota; Eurotiomycetes; Eurotiales; Trichocomaceae
Exons: 1
Coding region: 1-378 (125 amino acids)
Source: RefSeq, a predicted model, not a curated record